AUGUUGUUGCAGGAGGAAGAGAGGAUGAGGGCUAGAAUGAAAGCUAUGCAGGAGGCAGCUGCAAUGGAACAGAGGAGAAGACAAAUUUUGCAGCAGAACCCACAGCUGCUCCUGCAACACCAGAACCAAAUGGCUCAUGUAUACCGACAGCAGAUCUUCCAACAUCCUUUCCGACAAGUUGUGCGUGGACCUCCACGGCAACCAAAUCCAUACAGGAAUGCACUGUCAAGUUAUUCAUACACACGUCCUCAGCGGGUCCAGGUUUCCAGGUCUCCAUUCCCAGGGAAUCCAUCAUCUCAUCCUCUGCGAUGA
This is a messenger RNA of Darwinula stevensoni, 312 nucleotides long. The record is from the annotation of a GenBank genome assembly. Lineage: Eukaryota; Metazoa; Arthropoda; Ostracoda; Podocopida; Darwinulidae.